This is a messenger RNA of Procambarus clarkii (red swamp crayfish), 509 nucleotides long. Its product is annotated as huntingtin-interacting protein K. The record is from RefSeq and is a predicted model, not a curated record. NCBI's taxonomy places the organism in Eukaryota, Metazoa, Arthropoda, Malacostraca, Decapoda, Cambaridae. Gene Ontology annotation, biological process: negative regulation of apoptotic process; protein stabilization.
AGCUGGGGGGGGGGGAGGCGAGAGUAAACAAGAGCAGCAGCAGCAGCCGCCGCCACGCUCCCACUCUCACUCCCACAACUCUCCCACAGCUCUCCCACUCUCACCAUGUCCCACGACGACAACCACGAAAUGGAAGACGAGGUCGAGACCAAGAGCAAGGAAAAGAAGGUGGCCAAACACGACAGCGGAGCAGCUGACCUCGAGCGAGUCACCAAUUAUGCCGAAGAGAAGGAAAUCAAAUCCGAUGCCAAUUUCAUGUCGGUGAUUAAUGAUGUGAAAAGGCAAGAUGAAGCAAACAAGUUAGCAAAGGAGCAAGAGCUAGCCAAGGUUUCCAUUAAAAAGGAAGAUGUUGAGUUGAUUAUGAGGGAACUUGAAAUUCCCAAAGUGAAGGCUGAAAGAGCACUCAGAGAGCAUCAAGGCAAUCUUAUUGAAACACUAGUCACACUUACCAACUAAAUAUGCAUUACUGUACUUAAUUCACCGUCAUUAUUAAAAAAUGGAUUAACUAC